AAGAAUGUACCCGAGUACCCGCGUUCCAGACUGAUCUAACUCGAUAUCACGUUGUGCGUGGCGUGGUCGUUUUGUUUUUGUUGUCGUUUGACGGUUUCAUUCAUCGGAAAACUGUCCGGUGGUGGAUUUUCUUCCGUUCUGGCGGUGCAGGGUGGUUCUGUGAUCUGACUUGUGCUACAAAUAGGUCUUGCGCUCAAAUUACUCCCGUUCAAUUGGAUUAUGUGAACGAUGCAGAUAGCAGCGGAGACCGACUUAAUUUAAUUGAUUUUCCAAUUAAAUUAAAGUCAUUAACCAUGCACAACCCGUAUACCCUUCCAUGCGACUAUUGCGGCGCUGACAUCUGCAAAUGGUAUAUUGUUUGCUUCAUCAAAUAGCCUCCUGUUAGCAGUUCUGUCCUUAACUUACCUGUGUCUCUUAGUUAACUGCAUGUAUUGUUUUUUGUGAUUUCCGUGCACCGUCAUCGAUCAGCAUGUUAUCUGCAAACGUGCUGUGUCUGAAGAAGAGGAAAAAACGGACCUACUGCCUUUCCGGUUCGUCGGUCAAAAAGGAUGCCUCCGCGGCAAAGGAUGCAAGGUCCAGCGGUGGCGCCGUGACAAUGUUGCAGAUUACUGAGGACACUCCACCUGACAUGUUGGCCGGGGCCAUGGACCUUACGGUUCACCUUCCGACAGGCCGGGCGGUGAAAAUGGCAGUAGAAAGGAGUACACCGAUGAUGGACCUUCUUGUACAAAUAACAACGAACCAUCACCUCCAGCUGUCAAACUACACCCUCCAAGCCUUAGGCAUGGCCCCCUCCUCAGAGCACAGCGAUAAAAUCCUCCCUUACAAGCCAAAUACGCCGAUAGGCACCCUGGAUACCCAGCACAUCAAAGUUAUUCCAAAGGCAAGGUCACUUCCGGUGCCCAAAAACGUCCCCCCAGGACAUCAACCCUUCGAAAGUACCUUCAGGCUAAAAGUUCAUCUUCCCAGGAAUCAGCUUUAUGUUACUAGGGUCAGCAGGAACGUAUUGCUCGAGAACAUCAUGAAGAAGGUUUGCGAGGAGAAGAAUUUGGACCCUGAGAAGUACGAAUUCAGGCAUCCGGGUAACCUAGAUGAGGUGUUGGACCCCAAGCUCACUCUCAGCGACUAUCAGAUCACGGAGAUCUACGUGGUGUCGAGGGGAGCCUCUAGUUUGAACCAGGCGUUUUCCACGAGCGACAUUAUGGCCCUGAGGAAGGAAGAAGAGAGGAAGCAGAUGCACACCAAGACCGGAGGUGGCGUUUUCAACUUGAUUUUUCGUCGAGGAAAAUCGAGUAUGGGUUCCGGAUCCAUCUCGAGCGACACUCGUUCGAUAUCUCCUACCCACAGCGACGACUCCAGGUCGGUGACUCCUCCAGCAGUCCAACCCCAAAUAAUAACACCUCCAAAGAAAGACCAGCCUCAGGAGCGGCCCAAACCCCCGCAAAGAAAGAGAAGACCCGCUCCGAAGCCCCCUCAGCAAAAUGAUAGCAAACGAAAAGUCUCAGUAGAGAAACCCCCAAGUAACAUUUCCGAAACCGCAAAUGAGGUCAACGAGUUGCAAUCCAAGAAAGUGGAGAACGGCCUGACGAUUUGUCAUUCGAGGAAUAGUUCGGAUAGUUCUGGAUACCACGAGGCUUCUGUAUUGAGUGAAAAUUGUUCGCUUCCGAGAAGGCCGAAAUCUGCCUUCGUCACCGGAGGCGAUCUGGAGAAAAUGUCCAAGCAGCAUAGUCAAAGUACAACUAAUUUAUCUAAGAUGUCGUCUCAUUCUAAGUCAACGACCAGUCUAGGAAUACCAGGUCGCAAAAAGAAAGCAGCUCCUCCUCCCCCACCUGUAAUAUGCUCCUCAAAUAGCUCUUCGAUAAUAAACGUAGAAAAACCUAGUCCUGUAGUUGCUAGUCAGCCCACUAUCAUACAGAAAGAUACACAUUAUACAACACAGGAAAACGUAGCUACACCCUCUAAUAACCCUGUACCCUUACCUAGAAAUAAGGCAAAGGCACCUCCAAAACCCCGACCUAGAAGUGAAAUAGUUUCUUCUAAUAAAUUCCUGAGAACUUCAACUAAUCCACAAAGCAAAGUAGAAGAUGAAAAUCUUCGGAAGAGUCAGAAACAGAAGCAAAUCAAAGAGGAAGAAAUGUCAGAUAAAAUUACUAUUGCUAAAGAUAGUAUGCACUCUGAGCCUCAAAUUGAAAUUGAUACCGAAAAGUUUAUUGCUGAAGAGAAAAAACCUAGAAUCAAUAAAAUUAUCAUUGAAACUAAAGUGGAUAAUGAAUGUAUUGUAAAUGAAAUCAUCAAAGAAGAAUUAGGAGGGAUCGAUAAAAACGAAAAUCAAGUCAAAGAUAAUAAGAACAUAGUGGAGAAUAGUAAAGUUGCUGUGCCCAAAACUAAAGAAACGAAAAAGGACAUAGCAAAAGAUGUUUUGAAAAUUGAUUCUGAUUCAACAGUUAAUCAAAAACCUGAAGUGAAAACUAGACAGAAAACAAAGAUCGAAAGAAACCUUGAAAAGCUAAAUGAAUUAAACAAGCUGGAACAGGAUACUCCAAAAUUAUCAAAAAAUCUUACAAAGUCAAUGCCUGACAUUUCCCAGCUUCAGAAACUUACUCACGAAGAUAUAUUUUCCUCUCCAGAGUUUUUGAAUGAAAGAAAACCUCCAGAAGUAAUCGCUAUGAUUCCCAAAGUGUCCAAAGAAAAAAAAGGAUCACCCACUAAAUUUGACACUUUUGGUAAAAGACGUUUUCAAAUUGGUACUUCUCUGUUAGAGAACUUCGAUGACACAGCUAGUAUUCAUAGCAAAGUGUCCAAUGAUAGUAAGACUGGAAGUUUCACUAGAAAUAAUUCAGUUAAUUCAGCGCUGGAAGCUUUUAAUUUUGUGGAUGAAUUCUCAGAUUUAGAUGAAAAUACAUUUUCUGGUUCUCUUUCCAAGAACUCAAAAGUUAGCAAUGAAAUUUUUAAUCAGCUAUUCGGAAUGCACAACUUUGACGAGAUUGAAAUGCAUAAAAAUCAGUCUAUAAGUAGUUUAAGGAGUUUAAGAAGUUUACCGGGCUUUAUGAAUGACAGUAGAGGAUUAAAAAAAUGGAACAAUGUUGAAGACUUGGACGAUAUUUCUUUAACUUCAGUGGAAGUUAAAAACAAAUGGAUCUUUAGUGAUGCUUCUGACACAGAAUCAAUAUUGUCUUCAAAUAUAUCACCAGCUAGAGAUACUUUAAUAUCAGUGUCGUCCUAUCAAAGUAACAGUUUAUCCACUGAUCAAAUUAAAUUGGAAGAUAAAUCAUUUGGUUCCACAGACAGUGGUAUAGCACCAGAGAAUCAAAUCGACAAAUCUUCGGAUCUUGAUGUAGAUAGGCCUCUUACUCCUCCACCACCUCCUGUCCUUGAAAAAGAAACAAAAUUAUCAGAACCCAUCCUUCCUCCAUCAGUUAUAUCCGAAACAACACAGGGAAAAAUUGAAGAAAUUAAAAACGACGACCUUAAAUCUGAGAUUGUUCCUAAGAGACAACCAGUGAAGGACAUUCAAGAACCGAAAGUAGAACCGAUUAAAGAGUUACAAAUUAGCUCUGUCAAUAAACCAGUAGAUGAACUUAUCAAAGAGUCUACUGAACAAUUGAAGGCACCAAGUGUUGGAAGAGAUUUGAAAACAGAUCCGGAAAUAAGUGAAAUAGACUGGCACUAUCAACUUCCUUCGCCUCCUAAAGCAUUUAGGGAUUCUAGUCCAGCACAUUUUAACGAAGAUGAAAGUUUCACAGGUCAGUCUGUUACCGAUUUCAAAGACUCUGUAGUCACAUCUCCAGAACUCUUUGAGAAAUUAAAGGCCGUUGAGGACAGUCAAUCCGAAAAGGGAACAGUCACUAGUGACUUAACUAGUGUUGUUAGUGAAGAGGAGAAGCCUUUACUUAAUACGCUUUCUUUGGAGAAUUUGGAAAAACGAAAGUCUUUAGUAUAUAACAGAGAAUUAGCAACUAGUCUAAAAAUGACUGAUAUUAUAGAAUCCAAAAGUGUUAAAACUGACACAUUUUCUAGUUCUUUAAAGCAGUUUGAGUCAACUUACAAUGAAAUAAGUAAAUCUAGUCUGCCCCGGGAAACAGGGGAAUUAACUUACAGAAAAGUCAAUACCUCCACACACACUUUACCAAAUUUUAAAAUUUCUACUUAUGACCAACCAAAACAAAAAAUUAAAGUCUUUGAAGAUGACACGAUACGAAGCAAUACAGACUAUUUUAAUACCAACACAGCAGAAACAACUAGUUUUUCGUCUUCACAUCGCAAAUCCGAUGGUGGUCACUCUAUAGAAGUUCUUCCUGUUAGGAAGAGCAGUUUAGAUGACCAGUCAAAUCAUUCACAUGAAGAGAGAGAGUACAAAUUCUACAAGCCACAGGUAUCUGCGAUGCCAAGAAGUUUUGGACCAAUGUCUAGUAUAUUUAGAUCAGAAUCUUUCUCGAUUGAUAAUACAUGGGUGCCCGCUAAACCAGUCUCUAGGUCUAAGUCACAGCUGACUUUAAACUCAAACAAAUACAAAGAAGAAAAAAUUGAAUCUAGUAUAGAAGAUUUAUCGAGAAGCAACAGUUUAUAUGAUGUGUCUGGUCUACAAAGCUUAGAGGUUAUGAAGCUUAUACAAAACAAGCUCAGCACCCCUACCUCAUCUGUGGAAAAUCUUAAUCACAAGGAAAAAUAUUCAGGCAACUCGGUAAAGUCUGAACUUAAAACUAAAGUUGCUGUUCAGCCUACUGCAGUGGAAAAGCCGCAAAAGCCUGAUGUUCCGGAGAAAAUAUAUAAAUACCGAGGUCCCCCAUCCAUCAACAUGGGAACGUGGUCAGAACGACCAAAAAUUCCCGUCAGUGUGAAAGAGGAUGCGGACUAUAAGUUAGGCAAUAACGUGUCUUCAAAACUUAUAGUAAAUACUACUAAUAAUAACGUUACUAGUAAUAACAGUAUAGAAGUAAAAAAUAAUAUAUCAUCAACUUCUAUUAACUCCACUUCAUAUAAUAAAGGAUCUAAUGUUAAUGUUAGCAGUUACGAUGAUAGAGGAGUAAAUAAUGUUAGUAUUAAGGUAAAUGGUACUGAACCUGUUAGUAGUAUGCAAACUUCGGGAAAUGUUGUGAUAAAAAUAGGUAUUUUAAGUUCACAAAAUUCAAAAUCAGUAGAAAACCAAAGGUUCAUUAAUCACACCACCGCGAUGGGUUACAGGAAACCCUUUUCAAAUAUAAACAAAAAUCAACCAACCACACGUCCUCAUUCCGUAUCAUACGAGUCAGAUUUUGAUAUUUCAAGAGUCCCUGUAGUAAGGUCGGUAGAAUUAAAGAAACCAUAUAAGGGCAGCAAUAACAAUAACACUUCCGUGACACAAAUAUAUCAGGGAGCUGACAGUUACAAGUCACACACUUUGAAUAGAACAGAGCCAGUAUCAGAUUUAAAAAAUAAGUUUUCAACUAAGUAUAGAAGUUCGGAGAACUUGUGCAAUAAUUCGUAUUCUAACCAUGAGAACAAUUUAAGUGUAGGCAAGGAUCCCAAACCCAUUUUCAGAGUAAAUAGUUAUAAACCGUCUAUUGCCCCCACUGUAAGAGGAUUUAAAACCUCAAAUGACAGUGCAAAUCUUACCAGCAGGUUAUCUUGGAAUUCUCCAGCUAGUUAUAACACCCUUCCUGCAAAAUCGAAAGAGAAAGAGGGCUAUACUACUAACAAGGACGUACCUUUUUCCCAGUCCAAUCUAAGAAGGACUGAGUCUAGUAAGUUAGUGGACCGAAAUGGACAUAAUAUUGAAUAUAAUCCCAAUAACUAUGUAGAGAUACAUAAUGAAAAAAAUAGCACUUAUAACUCCUUACCGAGUGUAACAAAAUCUGAUAUUAUUAAACCACCUCCCCCUCCAUCAAUGCCUAAAGCAAAUGUAAAAAAAUCAUUAUCGAAACCAAUCGGUGCAGAAGUGGAUUCAAGAGAUCAAUUGCUGUCUGCAAUUCGGAACUUUGGGGGCAAAAAGGGAUUAAAAGCUGUGAAAGCCUGAAAGUUAUAUUGUAUUUUGUAUCUUGUAAAAUAUACCUAUCAGUAGUUUUUUUACUACUCUGUAAAUAGUAUCUGUUGUAGUCAUUUACUGUAUUUAAAGCUCAAUUAUAUAAAACUAAUUUUUAGAAUCAUAUAAAUUAUUUAUACCCUAAUUACAUAUCCCAGAUAUUAAUUCAGUUUUGUUAAGCCGCAUUAAUCAAGUACAAACUCGAUUAAUAGUGGUUGUUAUUCUUCUUGUGCAUAUGAGCUAAGUAAUAUUCUUACUAGUUGUAGUCUUUGCAAGACUUAGAACAUAUAGGGACCAAAGGUUUUGUGGAAUAUUUAUUUGUUACAUACUCGUACUGUACUGUAUUAAAUUUAAUAAAUUAUUUAAUUGCU
Molecule: messenger RNA, 6369 nt
Organism: Anoplophora glabripennis (Asian longhorned beetle)
Lineage: Eukaryota; Metazoa; Arthropoda; Insecta; Coleoptera; Cerambycidae
Product: MATH and LRR domain-containing protein PFE0570w
Exons: 10
Coding region: 470-5992 (1840 amino acids)
Molecular function (GO): actin monomer binding
Source: RefSeq, a predicted model, not a curated record